Capronia coronata CBS 617.96 is the source of this 1218-nucleotide messenger RNA. Its product is annotated as phosphatidate cytidylyltransferase. NCBI's taxonomy places the organism in Eukaryota, Fungi, Ascomycota, Eurotiomycetes, Chaetothyriales, Herpotrichiellaceae. Gene Ontology annotation, cellular component: endoplasmic reticulum membrane. Gene Ontology annotation, molecular function: ATP-dependent diacylglycerol kinase activity. Bases 1 to 1218 code for a protein of 405 amino acids. The transcript has a single exon. Gene Ontology annotation, biological process: phosphatidic acid biosynthetic process. The record is from RefSeq and is a predicted model, not a curated record.
AUGUCCUAUCAGUAUCCUAUACCAGCGACACCGAGGGUCAUCUCGCCCUCACCGACCCCAUCCGAAACCUCCGACCGACAAGACUCGUAUUUCGCGCCAGUCACACGAUCUGCCGCCAAAGCACGGCGACAGAGAUCCCCUCAACCCGAACCCAUCCACGAAGAGAAAGAUGGGGCGAGUUCGGACUCCAGCCUUGAAAAGCGUGCGAGGGCGCGGUCGAGAAGCCCUAUAUUGACCGCGGCUACUCAUAUGAACGGUAGCACUAGUAGUACGAGUGGCAGCUCCAGCAAGAGACGGCGGAUGAGUGGACUCACGCCGAAGACUCCUGUCGCAAAGUCGGAGCCGUUACCCAACGGCACUGUUGCUCUUCCUCCGUCCAACGGACAUCUCUCGCCAUACGACAGAGUCAAAAAAUCCUGGCGGGAGUUCUCGAGAUCACCGUCGCCCUUGGGUUUGAUUCCCCUCCAUCGUCACUAUCGCAAUUUGAUCCACAAGCACGAAAUUCCACGGAAGCUCCUCCAUGUCUCCAUCGGCUUCUUCACCCUCCGCUUCUAUACGGGCGGCAUCCAGACUACGGCCAUUACGCCCUGGCUGCUUGGUGCGCUCGCCAUCGUCGCACCAAUCGACGUCCUUCGACACCGUUCUGACCGCUUCAACCGGCUCUACAUCCGGAUGUUAGGCGCUUUGAUGCGCGAGACCGAAGUCGAAGGCUAUAAUGGAGUCAUAUGGUAUCUGCUCGGGGCAUAUAUCGCGCUGAAGUUCUACCCCAAGGACGUCGGUGUCAUGUCCAUUCUGCUACUGUCCUGGUGCGACACCGCGGCCAGCACCUUUGGCCGCAUGUAUGGCCGUUACACCGUCCGACUGCGCCGAGGCAAGUCUCUGGCGGGAUCCAUGGCUGCGUUCGCAACAGGUGCCUUUGUCGCUGCGUUCUUCUGGGGAUACCUGGCUCCCCGUACAGGUCCGUUCCCAGAUGAUCCGGUCGAGGGCUUCAUGUUUCAGGGGCAUCUGUCCUUGCCGACCAGAGUCAAAGAGCUUCUUGGAUGGCAGCCCAGUCAGGGCGUCUUAGGUGGCAACACAGCGCUGGCUAUCAUGAGCGUCUGCACUGGUCUCAUCGCAAGCUUCUCCGAGUUGGUUGACUUGUGGGGAUGGGACGAUAACUUGACGAUUCCUCUUCUUAGCAGUGCCGGCAUAUGGGCAUUUCUGAAACUCUUUGGGUAG